CUCUUAUAACCCAGAAAGAAUUCUCUCUCGUCUCCUCCUCCCCUCCACUGCUCUCCCCCUCCGACCUUUCUCUCGGUCCGUCGUUUCCUCCCCUCCUCUCGCUCGGCCUCCGCCCUGUGAAGUUACCGUCCUGCCCCCGGUGGGCCCCACGGCCAUCAAUCUCCUGGAGAUUUUUUUCCCCCUCUCCGAUUUGUUUUCCUUUCUUGAGGAAACUGUUUCUUUCUUUUCCUUUGCCUCCUCCACAUACACACAUACAUACAUAUCCCGUCGGAAACCGCUUUUCGACGGCUCCCCUCGGCUGGCGCUGCUGACGUGGCGGGGGUCCGGGCCGUCGAUAUGUCGCUGAGCGAGAAGCUGGAAGCGGCGCGUAUCGCACUGGGCAAGCGCAAGGAGCGGGAGCUGCAGCAGCUGGGCCCCGCCCCGGCCCCGGCCCCAACUAAAGCCGCCGAGCUGUCCGCCAAGCCGGCUCGGGCCGGCAACAACAACAACAACAAGCUGCUGGCCGGGAACCUGGCCCACGAGUUCCUGACCCACGGCACGCUCCUGGGCCGCCGGAUCGAGCCGAGCCACCACCACCACCCUCCCGCCCCCGCGGCCCCGCGGCCCGAGCCCGAGCCGAAGAGGAGGUACGCCGAGCUGUCCUGGCUGCUGAUGACCAACGGGGCCCACAUCCCCGGCGUCGUCAACCCCACGCAGCUCGGCCGCUGGCUGCAGAUAAAGGAGUGACGCCGCCGUCCACCCCCCCACCGCCACCGCCACCAAGGAGGAGGAGGAGGAACAACGGCAGCAGCACAUCAAGACAAAGCGGUUUCGUCGCUCGCCUCGCCUCCCACCCCACCCAUCCCCUCCCUUCCCCUCCCGUCGCCUUCUUUCCUAGAUCUAGCGAGAAAAACCUGCUGUUGUUGCUGCUCUUGUACUUAGCGCUAUCCGGUCGAUGCAUUGGCACUGCUAGCGAGCCUUUAAUUCCCUCCAUUACUAGUACUUCUACUCC
Molecule: messenger RNA, 991 nt
Organism: Hordeum vulgare subsp. vulgare (domesticated barley)
Lineage: Eukaryota; Viridiplantae; Streptophyta; Magnoliopsida; Poales; Poaceae
Exons: 1
Coding region: 337-726 (129 amino acids)
Source: RefSeq, a predicted model, not a curated record